Molecule: messenger RNA, 1740 nt
Organism: Sebastes umbrosus (honeycomb rockfish)
Lineage: Eukaryota; Metazoa; Chordata; Actinopteri; Perciformes; Sebastidae
Product: placenta-specific gene 8 protein-like
Exons: 3
Coding region: 1255-1707 (150 amino acids)
Source: RefSeq, a predicted model, not a curated record
AUUAUUUAUUUUCAGUGAUACUGAUGUAAAUCAUUGUUCCGAGUACAGCAGGUUGGCUCUGAGUCACGCAUGUUCCAGGAAAAGGGAGCUAAGGAGCAGAGCUAAACAAUAACUCGAGUCAGGAGACAGCGGUGUUAAAUCCUUAGUGAGUGAGGGGCGUGGACGUUUGUUCUGAGCGAACACCUCGCUGGUUUGUUCAGCUUAUCUUUUGACUGAGAUAAUGGUUUCCUGUGGUCAGAAUUAUGGGUCACAGAUGCAAAGUUUACUGCUUUGUAUCCUCUUUUUUUCUAACUGGUGUUAAUGUGUAGAGGUGAUAGAUCGCAUGAUGCAUCAAUCAGUUCUUCAAGUAAAGUUUCCUUCAGAUGCAAACUAGUAGAUCAAACAGCAACUUAGUCUCUUUUUAGUAGUAUAUACUACUUAUCUGUUUUGCCAGAUGUGUUUUUCGAGGAACUUCUUUCUAGAUUCCUUGCAACUUCAAAAUCAGGAAGUGUUGACAUCAAACAAUCUCAAUGGCGGUUUGUAAAUGCUGUACUUUUUGUACAAUUUUGAGGUAUUUGUGCUCAACUCACGUAUAUCAACUUUAUGCCACUUUAUAUUUCUACUCCACUACAUUUACUUUACAAAUUAAUAUUUAACAUAGCCUACAAAGCAUAUCAUCAGUGAUACAUUGUUUUAAUUCUAACUACCCAACUUUAUAAAUAGUUAAAAAUAGCUCCGUCUUGAUCAGAUGCCAUAUUAAAAUGAUCCUUGUAUGCUCCAGUAACAAUAAACCUAUAUUAUGAUAUAUAAUAACUUAUUAUAAUAACCAUUCGGAUGCACAAUGACUACUUUUACUUUUGAUACUUUAAGUAAAUUUUACUGAUAAUAAUUCUUUACUUUUAUUUCAGUAACAUUUUGAAUGCAGGGCUUAUAGUAGGUGAUUCUAAAAUGAUGGUAUUGCUAUUAUACCUAAUUAAAGGGUCUGAAUACUUCUUCCAUCACUGGACAAUCUUUCUCUAACCUUAACCAAAUACUUUGAGAAGUCUAAAGAUAACCAAUAUAAAACAUUCAUGAUGCUGAACAAAACAUAUUUGCUAAUGUAAACUAGAUGUAUAUGCAGGGUUGCAUGAUUAAAAAGGCACAUAAUAAGCCUCCAUCAUUCAAUUUUCUUUAAAUUAGAAAUUCCAAUACAAUGCAUGCUGAACAUAUUGAACAUAUAGCAUGAAGAGCAUCAAAACCAUAAUGUAACCUCACCUCUCCUUCAUGGACUUAUAGAUGUCCAGCUCAGCAAUGUAUCAACAGGUGGUCCAGGUCCAGCCGGAGAGCAGGAUUCAGGAGUUCAAUGGUCAAUGGAGUACUGGCCUGUGUGAGUGCUAUAAAGACAUGGGAGAUUGCUGCUUUGCCCUGUGCUGCCUCCCAGUGUUUACCUGUAAGGUGACCAGUGCAGUGGGCGCCUGUCCCUGCCUGCCUCUGCUGGACUGUAUCGGCUGCGUAUCGCCGGCCUCUCUCGCCAUGAGGGCGUCUGUCAGGGAACGAUACGGCAUACCGGGGAGUGUGUGGAGCGACUGCCUGUACGGGUGCUGCUGCUAUCCGCUAUCUUGGCUCCAGAUCUCCAGAGAGCUGAAGAGAAGAGCAGCAUCCCACGCCUCCUCCUCCUCUUCUUCCUCCUCCUCCUCCUCAGCCAGAUACACUGCUCUGACCUCCCUGCAGGAGGCGCACUUGGUCUAGACACACGUGUGGCACUCCUGGUCCUCUGGCGGC